Messenger RNA from Paecilomyces variotii, 786 nucleotides. RefSeq lists its product as hypothetical. The transcript is spliced from 2 exons. The record is from RefSeq and is a predicted model, not a curated record. NCBI's taxonomy places the organism in Eukaryota, Fungi, Ascomycota, Eurotiomycetes, Eurotiales, Thermoascaceae. Bases 210 to 641 code for a protein of 143 amino acids.
GCUCCCCAGAACAGGCACAUCUCGCUUUUCUUCAACAUCUCUUUGGCUCGAGCUGAUUAUCACGGUCAAUUGAUCCAACGGAAACAAUAUAUAUUCAUUAUCUCUUGUCUGUCGUGGAUUAGGUGUCACAAGAUCUCGUACCAUAGUCAUUGACACAGCUUCGAAAAGAAUAAGAGGAAAAGGAAUCACAGAAACCGCUCAAUUCUACAAUGACGAACCCAAUUGCUUCGCUCCGCCAUAUUGGCCGCAUGGUCCGCGCUCCAGCCGUGGAUUUCAGAGGCACACGAAGUUUUGGUACGAGAUCGACAUUGUUCGCUGAGUCGAGCCAGAAGAGCAUCGACCGUAAUGAGCUGAAGCCCGAACGGAGCGAGUAUUCGAAGUCCGGAACCGACGACGAGGUAGCUGGUCAUCCAUCAGCUUUUGACCCAUCGAAGACGUCACCCGAAAGUGAGGUACAAGCUUCGUGCGAGGAGACUCGACAAGAAGGGAAGUCUAGCAAUCCUCUGAAUGUCAGCCCUGGAAACAAGGACGUCAGUCAGGCACGCGACCCGACAGAGGGCGGAGCAGAUGCGAGUACUCCACACUCGCCGAGUUCGCGAGGAGCACCACCGAAGAACAAGCAGGUAAACAAGCCGCAUUGAGCAUCAUGAAUAAGAUGAAUAUUGUGCGGCCAGGAGAUGGGGUAGCUUGAGAUGAGGGACUGCGCAUUUCUGUACUUUUUUUUUGCAAAAUGUUUGCAUAUCAAUGGUCGAUGCUGAACAUAUUAGAGAUACUCCUGUUUCUAGA